CCUAUUGAAAAAUGAAAAAACGAAACAAAAAAAAUUAUAUUCUUCAGUUUGUAUUUCAUGAUUUAAUAAACACUCUAUAAACAUAUGUGUUCCUUCCUUCAUCUCUUUUUAAUUGUUUGUAUGAAUAAUUAACUAACUUCAGUUUUUUAAUAAGCUUUCUGUAUAUAAAAAAUUUCUAAAUUCUAAUAUAUUUACAAAAACAAAUUUACUUCCUAAAAGUAAUUUAAAAAUUAUACUAUAAAUUAAUAGGAUCUAAAGAUCAAAUUCUUGUGUGCUAGAAUGACUACUCCAGGUACACAACUUGAUAGCGACAGAACAUUAUUACAAUUCAAAAACUAUGAAGAAUAUUUAAAUUCUUUGGUAACUCCUGUGGAUUUCUGUUAUUUAAGAAAUACAAAAGUUGCAAGUCAAUUAGCAGAACUUGGUUAUAGAUGUACAGGAGAAACUUUAGAUAAAGAUGCUUUCUAUCAACGUCUACAAAUUGUCAAAGAUUUAUUGUAUCCAAUUCCCAAAGCAUAUCAUCUUACUUCUGAAUUUUUAAUUCCUUUCGACCCGCUUAUGCAAGAACUAGCAAUCCGCGAACGAUCUAACAGACUACAUAUAUUAUCAACCGUUAUAUUUGUACGACAUAAUCCGCGACUUCAAGUCGAAGUGUCAGGCUAUAUAGACUACAACGAAAGACUUAAAACGGAAGAUUGGCAACCAUAUUUCGAAGGAAAAAGAAAGCUUUGGCCUAAAAUUACAGAUUUAACAUACUAUCAUUGGAAAGUAGGAAAAAUGCAAGUAAAUGUUUCAUCAAAUUAUGAACCAGUAAUAGAUUCAAAACAUGGCCUUUUACUUAAGAAUGUUCAUGAUAGAAAGUAUAUUAAUGUUGAUCCAAAGGCAAUUACACCAGGUGUAGACACUACAAGAAUACGCAUAUAUAGUGAUGCAUAUAAACAUGUUAUCUUAUACGAUCAUGUAAUUAGAAGAGUUGUUGUUGAAUGAAACAUAUUUGUUUUAUAAUAAUGAUUUCGUAUGAAAAACAAUUAAGAAAAGUGCAUAAUCUUUUAUUAUUUAAAAAUAAAAUAUUUUAUAAUCAAAAUCAUGCAAAUAUAUAAUCAUAAAUAUUUACUUACGUAUCG
Vespula vulgaris is the source of this 1124-nucleotide messenger RNA. RefSeq names its product cilia- and flagella-associated protein 299-like. The transcript has a single exon. The record is from RefSeq and is a predicted model, not a curated record. Lineage: Eukaryota; Metazoa; Arthropoda; Insecta; Hymenoptera; Vespidae. The coding region runs from base 280 to 987 and encodes 235 amino acids.